AUGUCCAGCGCGGAAGAACUGAGUAAUAUUAUGUCUGAAAACUUAACUGACGUUAAAAAUGAGACUCUUGGUAAAAUACCAGCUACUCCUGAAGGAAUGGCCGUGGCCUAUGGCAGUUUGAUAUUGAUGGCGUUAUUUCCAAUAUUUUUUGGAUCUAUAAGGUCCGUAAAACACCAUCAUGAACAAAAGUCUCUCACAGAAAAGCCUGAAACAAUGACUCAAGCUGAUGCUGCUAUGUUUCCACUUAUUGCCAGUGCAGCAUUAUUUGGGCUGUACAUUUUUUUUCAGAUUUUUUCAAAAGAUUAUAUUAAUCUCCUUCUAACUGGAUAUUUCUUUGUCCUUGGUGUAUUAGCAUUAUGCCAUUUGGUGAGCCCUGUUAUUAGCUCACUUGUUCCUGCAGCCAUACCAAAUCUCGAUUUCCAUUUAACUUUUGUUCGUGGGAAGGGGCAAAACAAAGAACACCUUAUUGAUUAUGAAUUCACUACUUAUGACAUAUUUUGUCUUGGUUGUUGCACAGUUGUUGGUGUUUGGUAUCUUUUCAAAAAGCAUUGGAUCGUGAACAAUCUUUUUGGAAUUUCUUUCGCCAUUAGUGGAGUUGAACUUCUACAGUUAAAUAAUGUUGUCACAGGUUGUAUAUUAUUAUGUGGCCUGUUUUUUUAUGACAUUUUUUGGGUUUUUGGAACUAAUGUCAUGGUAACAGUUGCAAAGUCAUUUGAAGCACCCAUAAAACUGGUAUUUCCUCAAGAUCUUCUUGAACAAGGACUAAAGGCUAAUAAUUUUGCAAUGCUUGGAUUGGGUGAUAUUGUUAUACCAGGAAUUUUUAUUGCUCUUUUGUUGCGAUUUGAUAACAGUCUCAAAAGGAAUACUAAACUUUACUUUUAUGCAUCAUUUGUUGCAUAUUUUCUUGGGCUAUUAGCUACAAUUUUUGUUAUGCAUCAAUAUAAACAUGCUCAGCCUGCAUUGCUGUAUUUGGUGCCUGCUUGCUUAGGAACACCUUUAGCCAUUGCGCUUCUGAAGGGUGAUAUUUCUGCUCUGUUCAAAUAUGAGGAUCACCCAAGUGACAAAAAUGAUGGAAAAGAAACGAAAAAGAAUAGCAAUCAGAAAGAUAAAUCUACAUCAAACUCUUCUACAACAUCGAAGGUUUCUCCUAAAUCAAAGAAGAUCAAGUAA
Messenger RNA from Nezara viridula (southern green stink bug), 1170 nucleotides. The record is from the annotation of a GenBank genome assembly. Lineage: Eukaryota; Metazoa; Arthropoda; Insecta; Hemiptera; Pentatomidae.